GCAUAAGCCUCAAUAAAACUCGUGUACUGGCUGGUCCCCCCUCAUCCCCGAAACCUUGGUAGCCCUUGGUGCUUUGUUGUAAUCAUUCCCCCAAUCCCACUUGAGUCGAACUCAUUAUCCUAACGUAACCUCGCACAUGAUGGUUCAACCCCUGGACCCCAAGGUCGAACACCUCGUUGCGCAGUUGGGCGAAUCAUUACGCAACAUGAAAACGGACACACCCGCCGGUGAUGAGUCAGAGGAGAAACUCAUCAUCGCUUUGGACUUUGGCACCACAUUCUCCGGCAUUGCUUACUGCUUUGCUAAUCAGCGAGACACCAAGGUCGCUGCCAUUCUCGACUGGCCCGGCGCCGAAGGAGAAUCCGCCCCCAAGAUCCCGACACUAAUCAACUACAGUAGUCCCAGGGGAGGGGAAUUUGCGUGGGGGGCGUCGGUUAACCGCAUGCGAGACAAUAUCGUCGGCGUCAAGCUACUACUCGACCCGUCUCAAGAACGACCUCUCUACCUCCCCACUGGCAACAUCAAACGGACAAUCAAGAGCUUGCCCAAACCCCCUGUCGAAAUCGCCGCAGAUUUUAUCGGUGCCGUGUACCGUCAUGCCCAGAAUGAAAUUGCCAAAGUGGUCCCCAAGGAGUACCUCAAGAUCUGCCAAAGGCACUUCGUCCUCUCCGUCCCAGCCGUCUGGUCCGAUGCUGCGAAGAAUGCCACACUUCAGGCUUCGAAGAUUGCCGGAAUCUACCCUGUAACACUGAUCAAGGAGCCCGAGGCUGCCGCGCUCUACACGAUGCACGCGCUAGACUUCUCCCUCAAUGUUGGGGAUGCGUUCGUGGUCUGCGACGCCGGCGGCGGCACCGUUGAUCUCAUCUCGUACGAAGUUGUGGGCCUCAGUCCGAAUCUCCAAGUCAAGGAACUCGUUCCCGGUACCGGCGGUAUGGCCGGGUCUCUCGGCCUGAACCAACGCUUUGUCGAAGCCGUCAGAAACCUCGUCGGCGAAGAGCAAUUUGCCGAUCUGCGGAAAACCAAGGGCUUCUUGCUGGCGGAGAAGAGCUUCGACCGGGAAGUAAAGCGGGCGUUCAAGGGCGACCCCGAUGAGGAGUACUUUAUCAACUUUCCUAUGGCCUCCUUAGAUGACGACCCCGAUCUUGGGCUCGAGGCAAAUUGCUGGAGGAUGACCGGCAAGGACCUGAAGACCAUCUUCGCGCCCCUCAUCACCGACAUUCUCCGCUUGAUUGAUGAUCAGGUCAAGUCAGUGAGGAUCAAACGCCCCACGAGUGGUGUUACAGGCAUCUUCUUGGUCGGGGGUUUUGGCAGCAGUCAAUACCUCAAGGGGUGUGUCGAGAAAAAAUAUCCCGGCAUCCAGGUGCUUCAGCCAACAGAUGCGUGGGCGGCCAUUGUCAAGGGUGCGGCCCUGAGUCAACUGCCACGACAGGCCACCGUCCUCGCCACCUCGGCCACGCACCAUUACGGCGUUGAGGCCUGGGAAAUUUACGAUCCCGAGUUGGACAGUGGUGUACCUACCCAGAUCCGCCGGGACGGAACUAAAAGAGCUGAAAGGAUGACAUGGUUCAUCAACAUCGGCGACGACGUCCUCCGCGACCAAAAGAUCAAGUUCUCCUUUUACCGAUCCAUCAGCGAGAACUACACGCCCGACGAUCUCAUUUUCCAAGACACGCUCUUUGAGUGUGCCGACCCAGUUGCACCAACGCACCACUGCAAAGGCGACAAGAUCAGUUCUAACUGCUUGCUGACGGCCGACUUGCGCUCCGUCCCAAGCAGCCAGUUCGUCAGCAAAGCUGACAAGAAAGGGCAGGGAUAUUAUCAGGCCGUGGAGUUGGACAUUGCGGACCAACAAAACCCGGACCGGGGGCGAGAACCGGAACCGGGGAGUGCCCAGAGUCCGCAGUCUUGGACGCCGACUAGCGCCACUACCGAACUUCCCCCUUACUCGAAAUCGGGUCACUCGAACCCACCGGUCCUCGUCGAUGCCGAACUACCAUGGCGGCCCUUUUACCUCCAACGUCGCGUUCUCCUAUGUUUUGCUGCCGUCUUCGCCCUUGUCGUCGCCGCCAUCGAAACGCUACUCGUGGUCUCUGACAAGAACAGCGGCAUCGCUUCGUCUACCCCCAACCGACACUACCUGUGGACAUACGGUCCCACCGCGUUUCUCACCCUCAUCGCUGCGGUAUGGAGCCGUGCCGAAUACCAGAGUAAGUUGGUGGCGCCAUGGAUUCGCCUGUCGGGACACCCUGCGCAACCCAAGCAUACUCUCCUGCUCGACUAUUUCUCCGACUUUCAGCUAUUCGCCGUAUUCAGGGCCACACGAAACCGCGAUUUUGCCGUUUUAAUUGUCAUCUCCACUGGCCUGAUCGCCCUCAGUUGGACUCUUGAUCGGUUUAUCGACAGUCCCGUCCGGUUGUCUGACGCCGGCACGCUUUCAUACUAUGUCAUGCAGGGGCUCAUAACCACCAACUACGCCUUUCAAUCCGUCUCCACCGAUUUGCCCGACACAGCCGAGACGAGAGUUAUCGUUGACGGAUUCGGAAAUUCACUCGAAUGUCAACCAGCGGAGCUGACCUUGAAGGGAGCGGCCCCCCCAGAUCCUCAUUACACCGACGAAAGGGGAAUGAAUCUGACCAUAACGUCCCCCGGUUGUAACAUUGAGCACCUACAGAUACGUCCAAGCCCGGUUUGGCCGUGCACUGGUCAUCAUCGCGAACCCUGUGACGUGCUGUUCACGCGAUUCACCUCAACGCGGCGUAUCCUUGUUGUGUUUGGCAACAUGACCUACAGUGUCGACUUUUCCAUAACCCUCGAUGACUACACUGGCGCGCAUACAAGACAUCCCUACCUCGCCCAUAUGCGAGAGUCGGCCCAGAUGCUCUGCGUACCGACCUACGGCAUCACAAAGGUGAACGUGGUCCGAAAUGGGACCCAAACUCGACGAGUCACCAUGUCCCCAGGGGCUACUUCCCGGACCCUGGAUUCCGUCACCGGCUGGGAUUUGGCCGACGCGCACUCUGCCGCCUUCUACAACGACCUUUCCUCUGCCAAGAACCCUUACGGUAAAACCAGAAAGGUCGACAACACCUCGGUGGACGUGGACGAAGUUAUGGACUUUGCCCUGCCCACUCAACUAGCUCCAGGCCAACCACUCAGCUCUCUCUUCGAGGUGGACGCCCUUCAACGAUUCGCAACAGCCUAUUACGCACAGGUUGCUGCCAUCAUCGCCAAGCAGAGUUUGAUGGAGUCAGCAUCAAUGCAAACGCACGCUUCCGUAACCCUGUGGAGGAAUAGGCUCGUGAUACGAAACUGGGCGGCCCAUUUGAUGGCUGGCCUAGCGGCUACUUGUUUCGUUCUCACCACGGUUGCCGUGUUUUUGGUUCCAAAACGGGGUAUCCUGCCCUGCAGUCCGGCAACCCUGCCCGGCAUGGCAUCGCUAGUGCGCUACAGUCCCGACCUUUUAGCCAUGCUACGGUUCUCAGGGGCAGCCGAUGCGAAGCGCCUCAGCCGGCCGUUGUUGGCAUCAACCUUUAGGUCAGGGGUCGCUGUGGAUCCCGCGUCCAGCCAGCCGUAUUUCACCAUUCUCAGCGAGCUGCGUUCCACUGACCGAAGAUCUCACACUUUCCAACAAGUCGACUCCAAGCAAACGCAUCCAGUUGUCUUACACCCCGCCUUCCGUGCGGCAUUGUGCUUGAUACUAGCGAUGCUUAUCGUGGCCCUGGAACUGACACUGCGUAAGUCAACCCACGAAGAGGGCCUCGGGGACGCCCGUGAUGAUGACUACAUGCAUCACACCUGGACCACCGGUCCAGCUGUCGUCUUCGGUGGGCUAUCCAUGUUGUUGUCCGCCAUGGACUUCCAGAUCCGGUCCCUUGCGCCAUACGUGGCACUUAAACAGGGCGUCACCCCAACGGCUUACAAGACGCUCGACUUCAUGGACACAUCAGUCCCACGAACCAUCUUCCGCGAGAUCAAGUUUACCAACAUCGGCGCCCUCGCAGCCACCACAGGCUUUCUGAUCGCAUCGGUGUUUACGAUAUUCUCCGCAUCACUAUUCCAACCACUUGCGAUUCCUACGACGAUCCCGGUAUCAUUCCGGGCCAACCAGUCCUUUGAUAUGACGCCGAUCUCUAGUGACGAUGGCAAUGUAGUCGCAUCCCUUAUUUUCGGGAGCAACUUUUCGUUUCCCAUAUUUACCUACGACGACCUUGCCUUCCCCCAACUCGUCCCGACGACCCCAUUGUCUAGCGACGGCAGAAUCAACAAAUCCACCGUUUCCAUCGAAGCCGUCGUGCCCGCGCUGCGCACCAGGCUGACCUGUCGCGUCUACGACUCGUCCAAGAUCACAACCAACCACACUCUUAACUACACCACCUAUCUCGGAUCAUAUGACAACCCACUCGGCAUCAACAUCGAAGGCGAGGAGUGCAACCGCUUCCCCGAAUACGAGCCAUACGGCUACAACAACAUCCUGUCCACCUACCCCAACGUGACCUACUUCGCCAUGGGCAUGACCGUCGGCAACGUCUCCGAGGCCCAGGGCUGCAGCGACCUGCUCUACACCUGGGGCAAGCUCAACCACACCGCCGACCCCAUCAUCCAACACAUCACCUCGGUCGGCUGCAACGAAACCAUCGAGACCCUCUCCGUCGCCACCACCUUCCUCGGCGCCAACCUCACCAUCGACCCCUCCCACCCGCCCCUCCCCCUCGAAAACACCACCCGCCCCACCAACAUCUCCACCUACGGCUUCAUGCGCGCCUACAGCCGCCUCGCCCGACUCUCCACCGCCCCCAACUACCUGACCCCCUUCUUCGCCAUGCUGACCAGCUCCCCCUGGGCCAUCCCCCUCCCUUCCCUCGGCACCCCCUCCGCCACACCGCAGAUCCUCCGCGCAAUCCACCACCACCACGGCCUCAUCCAGGCCCAGACCCUCGCCCAGAACCUGCUCCCCGCAAACACCACCAACACCACCCUCCCCGUCGGGAGCCAUCCCGUAAACACCACCGACGACAUGUUCACCUACCCCGGCACGGCGCGAUGGCGCAAUGUGAUACCCGAGGGAGCACCAUAA
Chaetomium fimeti is the source of this 5074-nucleotide messenger RNA. RefSeq lists its product as uncharacterized. The coding region runs from base 137 to 5074 and encodes 1645 amino acids. The transcript is spliced from 13 exons. Gene Ontology annotation, molecular function: ATP-dependent protein folding chaperone; ATP binding. NCBI's taxonomy places the organism in Eukaryota, Fungi, Ascomycota, Sordariomycetes, Sordariales, Chaetomiaceae. The record is from RefSeq and is a predicted model, not a curated record.